This is a messenger RNA of Haliotis rubra (blacklip abalone), 3447 nucleotides long. RefSeq names its product RNA-binding protein lark-like. The transcript has 6 exons. The record is from RefSeq and is a predicted model, not a curated record. NCBI's taxonomy places the organism in Eukaryota, Metazoa, Mollusca, Gastropoda, Lepetellida, Haliotidae. Gene Ontology annotation, cellular component: cytosol. Bases 144 to 1130 code for a protein of 328 amino acids. Gene Ontology annotation, molecular function: mRNA binding.
GCGAAUGUUCGGCUACAGCCAAUGAAAGAAUACGUACCUAAGAGUUUGAGUCUCCUGUACCUGCCGCCAUUACACUGGAGCAUGCUUGUUGGCUUUUAGUCGUUUUAAUGCAUUUUAGUAGGAAUUGAAGGCAAAUUGCCAGAAUGCCAACAAAAAUAUUUAUUGGAAAUUUGGGACCAGAUACACAGGCUUAUGAUUUGCGUCCAUUGUUCGAAAAAUAUGGACAUGUAGCAGAAUGUGAUGUACUCAGGAACUAUGGCUUUGUGCACAUGAGUGAUGACAAUGAAGCACAAGUUGCUAUAACAGAACUUGAUGGAUAUUCAAUCCAUGGACACAGAAUGAGAGUUGAGCGAUCCACAGGGAAGAGGGUUGAAGGUGGUGGAAAAGAAAGAGCUCGAGGUGGUGGCAGGGGCAGGGGAAGAGGAGGUAUCGCCCGGGGUUCAGGCAGGGGGUCUCCACGAGGAGGUGGCGGAGGACUCAGAGAUUCUUACGCGAGCCGGUAUCCUCCACCUCAUCCGUACGACAGAUAUGAUCCCUAUUACAGAUAUCCCUACCCAGAAAGGGAUCCUUACUACAGACCCCCUCCUCCCAGUGAUAGGUACCCACCAAGGAUGCCCCCACCCCCACCCCCAGGUGAUCGUUAUCCUCCAAGGGAGAGAUUGCCCUCAGGGGAAAGGCCACUACCUCCUCCAGACAGACGAGCAGCAUAUCCUGACCCCAGGGAUCGAAUGCUACCACCACCCAGAGAUAGAUAUGGGUACCCAGAGGAAAGAAGUCCAUAUGAACGAAGUCCCUAUGAGAGAGCACGACCUCUGGAUGUACCUUCAGACCCAUAUUAUAGAGAACGUAGCCCUGUGGCUAGACCACCCCCAGAAUACUAUGAACGACCAUUGGCAGACUAUCCCCCUCCUGCUCGACGACCAGCUCAGGAAAAUGGCCAAGGCUACCCUAACGGUUACGACUAUUACAGCAAGCGACCUGACUAUCGAGAUCUAGAAAGACCUGCUGUGAGUAGUCACUCAGCACCCCAGUACCAGCAGCCCAGGAUGACUGGGACAGGGAGCACCACCGCACAGAAAAAUCCCUAUGAUAGCCAGUCACUGUUACAAACAGGACCAAUAUUCUUUUAAGAUAUGUUAUGAUAUAGUAAACUUUUGAGUAGGACUUGAUCAGGACUGUUGAUAUGGUAACACAGUCCCAUUCUUACACUGUCUCUAAACACAGUCAGUCAAUUACCAUGACGUCCAUGGUGUCUUCUUUCACGAUGAAAUGGUGUUUGCAUUUAAUUAUCUGGUAGAUCAGUUACUGAUAAGAGAUAUUCUCCUUGUCGAUUGUUUUUUCUGGGGCAGUUGGGUAGCCCAUUUUCUUGUGUCUCUCCCGUGAUAUUGCUGGAAUAUUGCUAAAGCGGUGUUAAACAAUACUUAGUACUAGUGUUCUGUCUUCAAAAUGAAAUGUUUCUCAGUAUUUUGUAAGUGGACUAGCUGCAUAAUUCCCCCGUGGCGACAGGAUUAUGCAGCUCGUAUAUCACGUGUCCUGAUCAGUAAAUUACAUUGUACCUGUGAGGAUGCAUUGUGUGUCAAGAGAUUUCAUGUUAUCAUUUGUCAUUGUUUUGUUCAUAUCAUCCACUAUUUUCAUGACAUUUCAGACAAAAGUUUUUACAACAUUAACUUUGUAAGAUUGAAUGUUUCACUGCUUAGUGGCCAUCUUUGUGCCAUUGUAUGAACAAAUAUUAAGAACAACUGUAGGUGUUCCGAGGUUUAAUGAGCCUGACAAAUAUUGGUUAUGCAACAUAAGUUCCGUUCUCAGCUCAUGUUAGACUCCCUGUCUAUGUUCUCUGACAAGUGUCCUCAAAUUGAGUUUGUUUGGUACCUCAUCAAGCCCUUACGAAUUGUUUCUUUUUCACCUGUAUAUAUAAGUAAUCAGUUGAAAUAUGCAUUCUUCCAUAUAAUAUUGACUCCCUUGCUUGGCGUUCUGUUAUUAUCCAAACUAACACGUGUUCUAGCUGAGGUGAAAUUUUAUAAACAUCAGUCAUUAAAUUAUUAUCUCAUUUGAGUGUUCGAUUUUACCUCGGGGUGAUCUUGUAAGUGAUAUAGGAAUUAACAUGACAUUGGCAAGUUCUUCAUUAUCCGAAUACUCAGAAUAUCUCUGAUUUCACUUGAUCUGACCUGUGACAUCUGCAUGUUGAAUGGUAUGAUAGAGAUGAGUGGUGAUCCAUGUGCACAAAUGUUCAACCAAAAUAUUUUUUCAUUACCAUUUCCAUGAACAUUUGUCAACUGCCAUUGUUUUUGUACUGAAAUGCAGCACGUUCAUCCCCUAAACAUGUACUUAAACAGCUAGCAUUCAUAGUGCUUCCUCUUUAGUGGUGGGUGUUAGACGUGAAAUUCAUACGCAAGCAUUAAACAUGUCACUUGUUGAACACACUUCUCUUCUCACAUUGGUAACUAGUUUUCAAAAUGUGUGCCUUUACCGACAAGUAGGGCUUAUGAUUGAAUGUACAUAAUUUUUUUCCCAUUAUUAUUGUGAUUAGAUUAGCAAUGUAAGCAGUUAUCAUUUUAACCCUUUGUCUACCAUAGCAAUGUGUAUGGUGGGGACAGGGUUAAGGCCAUGUGCACACUGGCUGUCUGGUGUUGCAAACAUCAUAUCUGCUGGCCUCAACAAUCAGGGCAGCUAUUCUAAAUCAUGUUACCAUGGUUACCUUGCAAUUGUCAGUGAACAUAGCAGGCUUAGUACAUGGUCAAUCACUUUGUCAAUUCUGAAGAAUGAAGACACAACUUAAGACUGUCCAGUGUAAUGCUAAUCCAUAUUGUUGUAUUUGUAGAUGGAACGAUUUAUUUGAGCAUUAGUUUCUUUUAAAAGUUGUGUUUAGUACAGUUGUAAGGAAUCUCAGUUUCUGUGGGUUUUAAUGCGAUUGUUAGAAAGUGCUUAGGUCACACAAUGUUGAUUUGGAGUAAAUUGUUUGUAAUUCAUGAAGUGAAUACAGGUUGUCAUGUACUGAAUUUUGUACUUUAAGCACCAUGUUAUUUCACAUAGGUAGUUAAAUCGUGUCCAUUGAUUGUCACAUGAGCAUACCAUGUGUUUGUAAUGAUGUGUUGCUUGGUAGAUGUUUGUGUUGUAGGAUGAUCUUGCUAUAAGACUAUAUGCCACAUUGUGUACAAAGGGCAGAGGCUCCUAUCCCAUUCAACAAGACAUAGGAAGAUUGCCUAAACAAGGCCUCUUCAGUAAUGGGGACAUUUUGCAAAUAUGAUAGCUGGUAAAUAUUAUCAAUUUUACAGGACAUUUGACUAUCCUUGAAGGACCAUUACCAAUGCCAUCUUUGCACAGUGUGUGUUCAUUGAGGUGAUCAUGGGCAUCUCGAAUCCACCACAGCUUGUGUACCAAGAUAUCUCAUACUGUUGUACAGUUUUUAAGUUCAUGUAUUCAACAGCAAAUAAACCAAAUUGUCUGUCA